CGUGGCGCGCGCGCGCGUGCGAGGGGCUGGAGGUGCGCGUGCGGGCGGGGGAGACGGAGUGCGUCACCGAACGCGUGCGCGAGGACGAGAGCUCGAUCACGGGCUCUUGGUUCGUCGUGCGAUCGUCCGAGAGCGAGGGGGGGGGGUGGCGCGGGCGAUGGCCGACGUACGGGGACGAAUACGACGAUUACGCGUAUUGGGACGGGCGAGAGGACGCGUUCGACGCGCGAGCGACGAUGGAGUUCGGUGAGGAGCGCGAGGAGGUGUAUAACGCGCUGGGGAAGUCGGAACACAGAUUUGAAUACGGAUUGCGGAAGGCUGGGACGAUUCGGACGUGUUUUAAGAACUCGGGGACGCGGGACGCGGGCGUGCGUUACAGCGCGUCCAUCGGACAUCGCUGGGAUCACGAGAAAGCGACGGUGAAACACAUCGAUCCGACGUACGAGCGGUUGAAUAACGUCGAGGCAGAGGUGAGCAAAUUGAUGCAAGAGGUGAGGUAUCACAAGACACGCGCGACGCGGGCGAUGCACACGGUGAAGUCGGUGAACGCGAGAGUGCUACGAUGGUCCUUGAUCGAGGCUGUAGUCAUGGUGUGCGCGAGUAUCUAUCAAUUUUAUCACGUGCAGACGCUGUUCAUGAAUCGCGAUCGCCGCGGAACGAUGCGGGUGUGA
Molecule: messenger RNA, 671 nt
Organism: Ostreococcus tauri
Lineage: Eukaryota; Viridiplantae; Chlorophyta; Mamiellophyceae; Mamiellales; Bathycoccaceae
Product: GOLD
Exons: 1
Biological process (GO): endoplasmic reticulum to Golgi vesicle-mediated transport; Golgi organization; intracellular protein transport
Cellular component (GO): endoplasmic reticulum-Golgi intermediate compartment; endoplasmic reticulum; COPII-coated ER to Golgi transport vesicle
Source: RefSeq, a predicted model, not a curated record